CUGCUGGAAACACAAUUUUAAGAGAGAAAAUUAUAUUGAGUCAUGGCAAGAUUGCGAUAAAAUAUUUGCAAAACAAUCACAAACAUACCGACUGCUCAUAGCUGUUACUACAUACGUCUAUACAUUUGUGAUUUUGUUAGAACUAUUCCUACGAUUCACAACUAAAGAGCAAUUGUUAAAAAUUGCAAAGUCUAAUUGGAAUACAUAUACACUUACUUACAUAUAACGAUAGUUAAUUUAGUGCACUGAAAUGUUUCGUUGUUGUGGUUGUUGCUCAGCACUACGGCCGCGCUACAAGCGCCUGGUGGACAACAUUUUUCCCGUAAAUCCUGAAGAUGGUCUAGUCAAAUCAAACAUGGAGAAAUUAACAUUUUAUUCGCUCAGUUCACCAGAUAAGCUGGAUCGAAUUGGUGAAUAUUUGUAUCAAAAGGCUAGUAAGGACAUCAAUCGUAAACGUUACAAGUUUGUAGAAAUCGCCAUGGAAGCAAUGGACUUACUACUGCAAGCUUGUCAUGCACAGACUACAUUGAAUUUAUUCGUUGAGUCUUUUUUGCGUAUGGUACAGAAAUUAUUGGAAGACACUAAUCCCAAUCUACAAAUUAUGGCUACCAAUUCGUUCGUUAAGUUUGCAAAUAUUAAUGAGGACACGCCUUCUUAUCAUCGCCGUUAUGAUUUCUUUAUAUCGAAAUUCUCUGCUAUGUGUCACGGCAACCAUGACAAUGUCGAAUUCCGCGAUAGCAUACGCCUAGCCGGUAUUAAGGGUCUGCAGGGUGUCAUACGUAAGACGGUCUCCGAUGAUUUGGUUGAGAACAUAUGGGACAAAGUGCAUAUGGAAAAAAUAGUACCGUCAUUGCUGUUCAACAUGCAGUCCGGUGACUUAACACCCGUUGAAGACGCAACACAUGUCACACCACCAGUGCUGGCCGAAGAAGUGCUACGCGAACUUGUUGGACGCGCCUCAUUUGGUCAUAUACGCAGUGUCUUGAAGCCACUUCUCACUCAUUUGGAUCGUCACGAAUUAUGGGUGCCGAACACAUUCGCUAUACACACCUUUCGCAUUGUUAUGAUCUCCAUACAGCCGCAGUAUUCAUACACAGUUGUGGAGACUUUAAUGCAACAUUUGGAUAACAAUUUCAAGUCAUCACCGAAGACGCGCACAUCUUUAGCUGUUGUACUCUCGAAGAUAAUCGCAAUCGCCGCUGGCGAAAGUGUUGGUCCCUCCGCCUUGGACAUUAUUAAUAAUUUGCUUACACAUUUGCGCACCAGCGUCAGCACAACAACAGAAAUCACCGCCGAAGAAUCUCAAUAUCAAGAGGCACUCAUUAAUGCGCUUGGCGAAUUCGCCAAUCAUCAUCCGGAUUAUCAGAAAAUUGAAAUAAUGUUAUUCAUUAUGAAUACUGUACCCGAUCUGUCGAAGAAAAGCAAAAGCGAUCAAAUGCUACAGAAUAUACUUUUGAAAUCCCUUUUGAAAGUUGGCACACAGUACAGCACAGUUUCAUUUGAGAAGGCCUUCCCGGCAUCCUUCUUACAGCCCUUAUUGAAGAUGGCACGCGCACCACACGACCCUACACGUGUCAUCGUUAUGCAGAUCUUCCAGGCCUUGCUCGAUCGCCACCAGAACGAAAAAGUGCUCAGUCAUGUGACUGUGAAGCCCUAUGCAGCAUUGUCGCAAGAGCCACCAUCGCGCUCUGACAUAAUAUUCACGCAUAAAUAUGGCGCCAAUAUAAUGCAGGCGCUGAUCGAUAGUAUGGCGCUGUCGGAUCGCAUUGACUCGCUUAUAUCCAGCUACAAUACGGCAGCUUUACUGAUUGUCGAAAUGGCUUGUGGCGAAACCGUACAAGAAUUCUUGCUAUUCAUUUUGGGCAUUCAACAGAUCGCACUCACAGCCGAUUUGGAAUUGGAAGCCGUGCAUAAGUGCAAUUUACAUUGCAUUGCCAUCGCAUUGAUGUCGUUGAUUUCACGCGUCACUGGCGUAAAUAACUUGCUUGAAUAUGCGCAGAAGAUAAUCGACGCAAGAAAAGAGGAGGCACCAUAUUUUCUACCACCACUUUUGGAUCCGAAAAAGACGACAACUUCGAAAAUGAACCUAGGCUUACCACAUCUGACCAUCGAUAAAAUCGCACUGGCCGAAAAUCUACAAAAUGCCGGCAUGGACUCGAACCGUUUGCAAACCGGUACACCAUAUGCACUAAAUCAAACCGAUAACCCGGCACACCGCCACUCCUGGGUGGACACAGUGAGCAAUCCACAGUUACCGCAGCGUAAUAGUUCAGCAGAUUUGACGGCAUAUAAUGCCGAUGGCGAUAGUGUUACGAGUUCACCAGGCGUUUCGAAGAAAAUCCUUGCACCCGAAUACAAUUUUGAGGCCAUGAAACGUGCCUUAGCUGAACCCUCCGAGGCGAUGAAGCGUGAACAGCGCGAAAAGCAAUUGCAGAUAGUGCGCACCUUCCGUGAGGGUAAUUUUGAGGACUUGGUACGACGCACAGAGCCCAAACAUGAUCUUAUACAAAAUCGCCUAAAUGACCUAUUCAAUUCGCUGGCAGUGGAGCGUCAGAUAACCCAAAGCGAUAUUAAAACGCAGCAGCUGCAAGCAGAAAAACCGAUUUACGAGACGAAUUUCCCCGAAUUGUUCUAUUAUUAAUUAAUUAUUUGUAAUCAAGUCCAUUACACUCGAAUGGCAAUUUGCUAAUCGCUAACGCUGGGCAGCUUCAAAAUGCUCCUAUUGAAUAUGUAUGUAAUAAAUAUGUCUUCUUGCUUGCAAAAAACGUUGUAAACACAAAAAAAUGUUCGAUGUUGUUAUUGCAAUAUAUACAGUUAAACACAGUUUUAAUUAUUAAACAAGUUUGUAAAAGUA
Molecule: messenger RNA, 2854 nt
Organism: Zeugodacus cucurbitae (melon fly)
Lineage: Eukaryota; Metazoa; Arthropoda; Insecta; Diptera; Tephritidae
Gene: stmA
Product: protein EFR3 homolog cmp44E
Exons: 9
Coding region: 251-2641 (796 amino acids)
Biological process (GO): protein localization to plasma membrane
Cellular component (GO): plasma membrane
Source: RefSeq, a predicted model, not a curated record